AUGGCAUCAAUCCCGCAAGAUGCAAUCGAAUUCCCCAUAUCAGACCGGGUCUUCCUAGAGCCUCACCUCCCACCAAAAGACGGCUCAACCCGGUCCCCAGACAAACCCUUCACAACCCUCACCUUCGCCACCUCCCUCGACUCAUCUCUCGCCCUGUCCCCAGGCGCCCGCACCGUGCUCUCAGGCCCGCAGUCCAAAGCAAUGACGCACUAUCUGCGCUCGCGACACGACGGCAUCCUCGUCGGCGUCGGUACAGCCGUUGCUGACAAUCCGGGCCUGAACUGCCGCAUCGUCGGGGUUGGAGGCUACGGCGGCAGCGGGGAUCUAGAGGGCCAGCCUCGACCUGUUGUCAUCGACCCAGCUGCGCGCUGGGAUUACAGCGAAGAGAGUAAGCUCUUCCAACUGUGUCGACAAGGGCGCGGCCGCGCGCCGUGGAUUAUCACGGCACGCCGGGAUCUACCGGUGGAGAAGCAGGCGCUGUUACAGAAAUACGGUGGGCGGUUCAUAUCGCUGGACAUGAGUGUUGAAGAGGUCUCAGAGGGAGGGAAAGAAGCCGGUCAUCACCGGAUCAAUUGGAAUGAUCUCCUUGUCGUGCUUAGGUCGAAUGGUCUUCGCAGUGUCAUGGUCGAGGGCGGCGGCCAUGUGAUCAACACGCUUCUGGAGCCGUCGUCUAUGCCGCUGAUUGAUAGGGGUGUGGUUGUGUCGCCGGCUAGGCGCUUUGAUGAGAGUGGGCAGCCUGUUUCUGCGGCGAGGUUGGCGAAUGUUAAGUGGUAUCCAUUUGGGGAAGAUGUUGUUCUUUGUGGGAAGGUUAAGGUGUGA
Molecule: messenger RNA, 819 nt
Organism: Penicillium alfredii
Lineage: Eukaryota; Fungi; Ascomycota; Eurotiomycetes; Eurotiales; Aspergillaceae
Product: RibD family protein
Exons: 2
Coding region: 1-819 (272 amino acids)
Biological process (GO): riboflavin biosynthetic process
Molecular function (GO): 5-amino-6-(5-phosphoribosylamino)uracil reductase activity
Source: RefSeq, a predicted model, not a curated record